AUGAAGCUUACGGUUGCUGCUUCGAUAAGCGCCUUCGCAACUGGUGUGCUUGGAAGCACCUUCGAGCCUGCCGACUUCAACGUAACCGAGGCGCUACUCAACGAUGGUGUCGAUGUAACUGCUAUCCCUGGCCUGGCAGGUCUGGCGGAACGAUCUUCGUCUGGGGCCUGCUCAAUAGCUUGCGCAGCUCUGAGGUUUACCUUUGGUAACGGGACUGUGUUGUCGGAAGGAAGUGUAGCGUACGACAACUUCACCAGCGACUAUUGGGCGGCCCAGCAAGCUGCUGUAGACCCCUUUUGCGUGUUCAAGCCUAGUAAUGCACUACAAGUCUCAACUGCUGUGCUCUUGUCCCGACUUACGCAAUGCCCAUUUGCUGUGAAAGGAGGUGGGCACGCUGCAUUUGCCGGAGGAUCUAGCAUUGAGGGAGGCAUUACUAUUGCCCUGGAGAAACUCAACGAAAAGAGCCUAUCGUCAGAUAAGAAGAUUGCUUCUGUCGGUCCGGGUAAUCGCUGGGGCGACGUGUAUCCGUGGAUUGAGCAGUAUGGACUUGAAGUCAUCGGUGGUCGAAUCUCUUCAGUUGGUGUCUCUGGAUUAACUCUUGGAGGAGGCAUCUCCCACUACGCAAAUGCUUAUGGAUGGGCUUGCGAUAACAUCGACUCAUUUGAGGUUGUGACAGCCUCAGGUAUCAUCGUGAACGCGAGUGCCACCAAAUACUCCGACCUCUAUUGGGCCCUUCGCGGAGGUGGUAACAACUUUGGUAUCGUCACCAAGUUCAACAUGAGAACUUUUGUACAGGGUGAAAUGUGGGGCGGACAACGCGCUCAUACCGAGGAUCAGUGGGACAAAGUGUACGAAGCCUACUACAACUAUGCCGUCAACGCAGACAAGGAUACGAAGCAAGCUCAGAUUGUUUCUUUCGCACUUCAGGCUGGCAUGAAGAUCGCAGCUGAGGAUCUUGAGUAUUCCGACCCUACGCCAUGGCCUCCUGUUUUUGACGAGUGGAAAGCCAUCCCAGCGAUCAUUGACCAAACUGCUGUUGCAAACAUGUCGACUUUGGCCAACCAACUUGGUGCGGGAGCUCCGGAUGGCGUACAAGAGACAUAUUGGGACCGCACUUUCAAGGUAGACAAAGAUAUCUUCAAGGCCUUUAUCGACAUCUUCUUCGAUAUGCUACCUGCAAUCCAAGACGCUGCUGGAAUCCUGCCUGUUCUGUCUUUCCAAGCAAUCACGGUGCCGGCCAUGCAAAAGAUGCAACAGAAUGGCGGUAAUGCGCUCGGACUUGAUCCCAAUGACGGUCCAAUCUUCAUCUGUAACCUGGCUAUCCUCUGGACGGAUGUCGCGGACAAUCCCCGUAUCAUGUCUUUCAGCAACAGCUUGUACGAGCGCCUUGUUGAGGAAGCGGCAAAGAAGGAUCUGAACUAUGACUACAUCUACAUGAACUACGCGUCGCCGUAUCAAGAUGUAAUCGCUAGCUAUGGGGCUGCCAACAAGCAGAAGUUGAAGAGCAUCUCUGGCGAGUACGACCCUACUGGUGUCUUCCAAAGACUUCAGCCUGGAUAUUUCAAGCUCGAGGGAGCACCGUAUGGAGCGUUCCCGGCGUAA
Alternaria atra is the source of this 1602-nucleotide messenger RNA. RefSeq lists its product as uncharacterized. Gene Ontology annotation, molecular function: FAD binding. The record is from RefSeq and is a predicted model, not a curated record. Bases 1 to 1602 code for a protein of 533 amino acids. Lineage: Eukaryota; Fungi; Ascomycota; Dothideomycetes; Pleosporales; Pleosporaceae. The transcript is spliced from 3 exons.